Messenger RNA from Synchiropus splendidus (mandarinfish), 2719 nucleotides. Its product is annotated as MOB kinase activator 1B-like. The transcript has 6 exons. The record is from RefSeq and is a predicted model, not a curated record. The coding region runs from base 268 to 918 and encodes 216 amino acids. Gene Ontology annotation, cellular component: nucleus; cytoplasm. Gene Ontology annotation, biological process: hippo signaling; positive regulation of protein phosphorylation. Lineage: Eukaryota; Metazoa; Chordata; Actinopteri; Syngnathiformes; Callionymidae. Gene Ontology annotation, molecular function: protein kinase activator activity.
GAAGUUAGCAUUAGCAUUAGCGCUUCCGCCGUCAGUACGCUGCUGCCUCCCAGCGUUCAGGGACUGACGCCGGUGCAUCUGGACGUCUUGAGACACGUUCAUCGACACUAAUACCUUUUCAGUGCCGACGUUUGUAUUCCGUCCUUGUGUUUUCGACAGGGAUCCAAAGCGAAAAGCCACGAAAGGUCCGAGCGUUCCCUGUGAGACUUUGGUCAAACCCCCCCCACUUAUCCGCCGAGGGAGUCCGUCCUAGUGUCGAGACGAAAGAUGAGCUUCCUUUUUGGUAACCGUUCCUCCAGGACGUUCAAGCCCAAGAAGAAUAUUCCGGAGGGCUCUCAUCAGUACGAGCUGUUGAAACAUGCCGAGGCCACGCUGGGAAGUGGAAACUUGCGUAUGGCUGUCAUGUUGCCUGAGGGCGAGGAUCUGAAUGAAUGGGUUGCUGUCAACACUGUGGACUUCUUCAACCAGAUCAACAUGCUGUACGGAACCAUCACCGACUUCUGCACGGAGGAUAGCUGCCCGGUCAUGUCUGCUGGACCCAAGUACGAGUACCACUGGGCUGACGGAACCAACAUCAAGAAACCCAUCAAGUGCUCCGCCCCCAAGUACAUCGAUUACCUCAUGACCUGGGUGCAGGACCAGCUUGAUGACGAGACGCUGUUCCCGUCUAAGAUUGGCGUCCCCUUCAAGAGGAACUUCAUGUCAGUGGCCAAGACCAUCCUGAAGCGCCUCUUCAGGGUCUACGCCCAUAUCUACCAUCAGCACUUUGACUCAGUGAUGCAGCUGCAGGAGGAAGCCCACCUUAACACGUCUUUCAAACACUUCAUCUUCUUUGUUCAGGAGUUCAACCUGAUCGAGAGGAAAGAGCUGGUGCCUCUGCACGAGCUGAUCGACAAGCUGACCACGAAGGACAGAUAGAUCUCAUCUCCUACUGUAACGGUCUUCUAGUUUUGCACAGAUGCCCCCGCCCCCACCCCUCCUCAGCCCCUCCCACUCCCUGGCAGUACGUAUGCAGUAUCUUCUAUAUUUCCAUUUGGGGAAAUAUUUUUUUUAACCAGGCCAGGCCAGGUCGAAGGAAGAGUCGGGAUAGUUUUUGUUGGUGUAGAUGGCUCCAGGACUAAAAUGCUUUCAGGGACGUCAGAUUGCUCGGCGGCUCACAUCCAGACGCAAAUCAUAAAACUCUCUCAGUGCGCUUGCAGGGAAGAAUGAUGCGUAGACUAAAAGAUGCUGUGAGCGGGGGAGGCUCAGGAGCAGAGAAGGCAGGUCUGCUCUUCAAUACACAAAGAAGCCAAAGUGCCUGGUGUGGCGCGUAUUCGCCCGAAAACCACAGUGACGACUGUAAAACUAAAGGCCAUAUACAUUUAAACGCAUAUGUUACUGACAUAUCCACAGCUUCUGUUUGUUUCAACGAGCUCUCCUCCUCCUCCUAUGAAGAUGAUGAUGAUGAUGAUGAUGAUGAUGAUGAUGAUGAUGAUGAUGAUAGUGGUCUGUCGUGCUGGAUAGAUGAAUGAAUGUACUGAAGAAAGUGAGACAAGAUUCAAUCAAUGGAACUUCCUGUAUUUAAAUAGACAUCUUUGCUAACCAACCUUAAAUUGUACAUAAAAACAACAGUGUUCUCCGUCUACCAAUUACAAAAAAAAACAAGCAUUUUUUUUAACAAUUCUAUUUGUCCUCUCGCUCGAGGUGAAAGCACUUUGAACUGUUCUCCCGACCUCCUUUUUGCAUGAAUGUGCAUCUGCCUUGAUCACAUGAUCGGACGUCUGCGCCCCGCCCAUCCCUGCUUGUCUCCGAAAUGAAUGUUGCUUUUGCUCAACCCUCCUGAGAUCUACGGCCGUGCGUCGGGACCAUAAAUAAGGGAACAAAUGUGUUUGAAAUUUAAGUGUUGUAGUAGCUGACAUUUUAACAAACAGGAAAGCAGGGAUGUUUGAGAAUCAACUCGAUGAUGACGAUGAAAUGAUCCUGUUGAUGACGUAAUUGUGUUAUUGAAAAAUGAAGUCUUUGGUGCAAAAUAAUUCAACUAGAUAAAACAAUAUUUGGAUCAGUGUCUUAAUAGUUAAUAGUAAAUUUUAACACUUUGAUUUGAAAAUCUAUUUAACAAAAUAAAUGUUAAAUACAAACCAAAAAACAGCUUGGUCAGUGAAAUAUUAAGCUCCUGAAUUAUUUGUAUUUUUAUGGUCAAAUAUCAGACUUUUUGCGCAAACAUCUGCACUUCCUAAAUACUCUUACAUGUCCCACUCGUGGUCCUGGUGGUCGUAGAAAUCUGCUCCAAGGCACAAUUUAGAGUUGAACUGCAUGUUUAUUUCCUCCUCGUGCAACAUUACUAUGCAAUAAUUGACACACUAAAACAAAAAAAGUUAUAUCUUGGUUUCUUUCUGCCGUUUAAAUUUUUGAUGAAAACUGCGUUGAAAUCAGUGAAAGGGGAUGUUGAUGUUUCUACGUUUAAUUAAUUAAUUAAUUAAUGGAUGUAAAUACUUAUAUUUUGGUUGGAGUCUUUCUUUAGAGGCAGCUUCCUCCCUUGGUUCAGUAUUUUCUCGCUUUACUCUCCAAGUACUCUGAAUGUUACUGCUCACUUUAUAUUUGACAAGAAGCAUCUUGAGUUGCCUCGUGCUGUUCCUCCUCUGCUGUGACGGUUGAUGACAUGUUUGUAAAUAUUGGCUCGGUCAAUGCUACUGAAGUGACUAUGCUGUUACGAGGCAAAUAAAGGUGGUCUGGACUCUUA